AUGCUUGUUGAACACAGAUUGGUCCAUUUGAACCCGAACAAUCUACAUCAAACCUCACUUCUGUUGACUGAAGAGUUUUAUCGUCAGUCAAAGUUUUCAAGCUGCAAUCCUGGUGCUUUAGUGUUGCGUAUGGAAGGUAAUCAAUGCAACCGUACUUUCAAACCGUAUUUAGUUUACACAGGUUAUUCAGGUCAUUCAUCGGAUUCAGUUAACCAUCGCGCCAAAAGAAUGGGUGCUGCCAGGGGACGUUCGGAGUCUGGCUUUCCUUCGGCCAACCACCACAGACCUCAGAAGAAUGCUAUCCGUGUUUGCGGAGAUUGGUCGGAGCAGCUUAGUUCAAAGGGCAAAAUUUACUUCUAUAACUGUAUCACAGAGGUAUCACAGUGGCAAAAACCUCCAGAAUGGAAGCUGCCGGAUAUGGACCAGGAUGAACUUUUGAGGCUCCUCGGAUCCCGGGAACAGGGAGAUGGCAAAAAUUUGAAACGACCGCGCGUCUCUGCUUCUGCCAGCACGAACAGUAAGGAGGAGGGUUAUGAUGUGCGGGUAUCCCCUAAACGAAGUAAAUAUUUAACUGACGUCCGUCCUAAGAGCCAAACCGCUGCCCGGAAAGUGUCCCCUAAUUCUUUACCGGACGCAGCUCAUUGCGCGUCAGAUAUAACGGACAGAGCCAGUAGCCAACGACCCCACUCGAACCCGCGCUUAAGCCCAAGAAGAAACCCAGAUGACCGCAGGGUAUGUCCUACACUUCCUAAUCGAAGACACGCUCCGUCUAAUGGCCCGCUUCGGUUACAUCCAAAUGAUGACAUGGACAUUUCUCCAAACAGUUCGCCCAUGUCCGGCUGCAGUGGUUCCUCGCGCUCCGCACUGAACAACCAGUCUCCGCAUUUCUCGAAAUGCGGUAGAGUGGAUUAUGGACGCAGUCACGCUCCAAGGGCUGUUUAUGAUCCUUUGAGGACACGAGGCUUGGAGGUCUACAGCAGUAACUCCACGCACUCGGGUUGCCCUGUGGGGCGUAAGCAGACACGACAAAAGGAUAUCUGUCAACUUCGCGGUUGUGAGACUCCUUCUCGGACGUUGUCGGAGGCGACUGUCAACAGGUAUCCAAUAAAGAAAGGACUUAGGGUGAUUCCGACCGCUGCACAUCCCGCCGCAGCAGCCGCUGGAUCUUCAGAGGCCUUACUUCUGCACGUUUUUCUUGCAGAGAAACCUCCCGCUGGAUCGUUGCGCCACCUGGUUGAUGCUAUUCGGGCCUCUAUUGGUGGCUUAUUAAGUCAUUCACCGACCUCUUCCACAAGGGCGGCGGAGCGCGAAUCUCCCGGUACCGAUCGCGUAGACUACGUUUCCCGGCCAGCCUACCCCGGCACCCGUGAACUGCUCUAUCCACAAGAUAGUCGGCACCCUCCUUCUCCUCAUGGUUCUGUUGACAGGCAGAAACGCGAUCGCCAAUUUUGGUCACCUAAGCGGAUCGUGAACGAUUCAUCCUCAUCUUUCGGUUCACAAACAGAAGAGAAUCGAACCUGUCCUCGACCCGAUGGUCCUUCUCAUCUGUUAUCCGAUCCUUCACAAGAGCAGCACCGAUUAGGUAUCCAGAACAAGGGACGGCUGGCCCCCGAACACCUCCCCCUUGAGAGGGCUGUCCAACCGACUGCUGCUUUGGACUCCACUGUGAUGACUCACGGAGGUUCUGUCGCACGUCGGUCCGUCCCUGGGGCUGCCAGCAUGCUGAUCUGGAAUCCGGUACCCUCCACUUGGGAGCCCGACAACUUGGGAAACGAACUCCAGAGGCGACUGUCAACAGGUUUCCAUUCAAGCAGAAAUGCUUCUGCUCAGUUGCUCGGCACGAUGCCCACCGCAAUUGCAGCAGCCUCCGGUUCAUCAGAGAUGCGUGAGCGGAACACGAAAGAGGGGACAGACGUUCCUGGGUUGGUUUCAACGCUUACAACCCUCGUCAGUUUAAUCGGCAGCGCAAAGUACCACGGUAUUCCCUCCUCUCAAGUCCAGAAUACGCCCACAUCAACCUCCGUCCUUUCAACCUCACUUCCUCUGCAGCGGACACCUACUUCAUAUCACGUCCCUACACCGCAACGUCGCUAUCCCACAGUAUCCCCUGUGAUGCCAAGUCCUUUGACCCCUUCCAUGCAAACAAGCACAAGCAGUAGUGGAGGUAGUUGUGCUAGCACUCUUGCACAAUCGUUGCUGAAGAGUAAUCUGCCACCUCAACAAAUGGACGACUUGCUAUCCAGCUUGGAAAGCUUUGCACACCAGGCCAGAUACAGGUCAUCGAAGCCCCCUACCAUCGAGUAUUACCAACCUUCACGGUCACAACCGCGUACUGACGAGCGGUACGAUCCUGUGGUAGUCCAUACUGAUUACUCCGAUCGCAGUAGCGAUUCACCCAAUGUUUCUACUCAGAGCUACCGCGGAAUUGUCCCACGUCCGAAUCAGCUAGACGACGUGUCUAAUUGUUCCACUUGUCCCACAGAAAACCGUCCGUCCUUACACUCACCGUCAGAAUCCGGCUGCCAUCGGAGGUUUUCCGAUUCCGUUCACGAUGAUGGAUCUUGCCAAGCCGCUGCCAAACCGGACUGUAUGCAGGAUCUACCACCGAACCGUGAUACCCUUCACUCCCCCACUGCGACCACCCCAAAUUUGCUCCCUGGUUCUUCCCUUUGUGCGUCUACCUCAGGAGCAACUGGACUCGGGGGCGCGGCACUUAACCGAUCUAAUGAUCUACAGUCUUCCUCUCCUGAUGAGCAACCCCCAGACGACGAGUGCCUGUCAAAGAUCACCAGAAUCCUUGGCAGCCCCACUACUCAGUCGUUUGUCGAUCCCGCCUCUGUAACCAAGUUCACCGACAAGGCUGUCGAGCGACUGGAACAAGAGGCUCUCGUGGAGUCCCGGAAGUUCGAAAAACUUCAAAGCGUUCUAUAUGGCGAGCUUUCAGCUGAGUCCAAGAAGUUGCGAGCUCUUGUCCGUAUAAGCGAAGCGAAGUUGGCCAUUCAUCGAGAAAAGCAUCUGGAAAUCAAUCUUCAAGCCUCGACGCUCCGUCUAUCUGGUUGCCUUCAAUGUCCGCAUUCUGUAGCACACAGGACAACAUCUGCUUUCGCUCUUACACUGGAUUCGCUUGGUAUUAGUGUGUGCUGUGUAUCAGAAACAAGAAUUCGAGAUGCAGUCAUGGUUCUUGAACCAAUCGCCCCAUCACUCUCCGCUCGUUCCAGUCUGCGCGCCUCUGUCGGUAUUGAGGCUUCUGCGGUGGGGCAUGCAGGUGUUGGUAUCGCCCUAAGUCACCGGGCGGAUACUCGUUGA
Molecule: messenger RNA, 3306 nt
Organism: Opisthorchis viverrini
Lineage: Eukaryota; Metazoa; Platyhelminthes; Trematoda; Opisthorchiida; Opisthorchiidae
Exons: 13
Coding region: 1-3306 (1101 amino acids)
Molecular function (GO): protein binding
Source: RefSeq, a predicted model, not a curated record